Messenger RNA from Aspergillus nidulans FGSC A4, 1210 nucleotides. RefSeq names its product oxidoreductase. The coding region runs from base 15 to 1172 and encodes 385 amino acids. Gene Ontology annotation, molecular function: oxidoreductase activity. The record is from RefSeq and is a predicted model, not a curated record. Gene Ontology annotation, cellular component: membrane. The transcript has a single exon. NCBI's taxonomy places the organism in Eukaryota, Fungi, Ascomycota, Eurotiomycetes, Eurotiales, Aspergillaceae.
UUUUAGACCGUCCCAUGAAGCCCAGAAUUCGAUUACGGGGCUUCCUCCUUCAAGAUGCGUUUUCAGCGCGGUCGUUAGCUCGGACACAGCGACGACAUGCCACUGGUUCCUCGUCCUCUCCUCAACCUCCCCGGGCGUCCCCGGCUUCCCGUCGGUGGCUGCGGCUGACAUUGGUAACCGUCACAGCUGCGGGAAUUGGUGCAUACAUAAAAUGGAUGCAGGACAUGAAAACAGCCUCUACGACCUUGAACCCAGGUCGAUUCACGUCAUACCAAUUAGUAUCUCGCGAACCUGUCUCAUCCACCGGCAGCUUGUUUACGAUCAAGCCUCCAAAAUCAGAUGGAAGCAAUCUCAAAGUAUAUGAAGAUGCAUGGAAUACUGGGGUAUGGAGUGUUAUGUUCAAGCAACCACAGUUGCAAAUCGGCCGUGACUAUACUCCUCUGCCGCCAACGUCAGCUAAUGAGGACGAUGAGUGCCUGCGAUUCUUCAUUCGCAAAGACCCCUUUGGAGAAGUUUCCCGGUACCUGCACAGCCUGAAGAUAGGUGCACGCAUUGAAGUACGUGGACCUCGAAUCGAGUGCGAGAUUCCUCCAGAUACAGACAGGAUUCUCUUUAUUGCUGGUGGGACUGGAAUUGCGCCUGCUCUGCAGGCGGGACAUACCCUCCUUCGACGUACGGACCAUAUCAGAAAACCCACAAUACACAUUCUUUGGGCAAAUCGGCAGCGGCAAGAUUGCGCUGGUGGGUACAAUGAGACUACGGACACAACUGCUGAAACACGAAUGUCAUGGCUUUACGGGCUCUUUGGAUCUUCAAAAUCAGUUACCAGGCCGGCUCCUGCUGAGGUAGCGGAUACUGUGGAGCCGUCUCUUAUUGUUCGAGAGAUAGAGGCUCUCAAAGCGCAGUAUCCUGAGCAAGUUACCGUGCAGUAUUUCGUUGAUGAGGAAAGCAGUUUCAUUGGGAAGAAGACCAUAUUGGAAUGCACCAAAACCGCCGUGCCGUCCUCCCCCGACAAGAGCAAACGCAAUUUGAUCUUUGUUUCGGGACCGGAGGGCUUCAUCAGCUACAUGGCUGGACCCAAGCUCUGGGCGCAAGGCAUGGAGCUGCAGGGUCCUCUACAAGGCAUCAUAAAGGAGCUUGAUCUUCAGGAUUGGGCCGUUUGGAAGCUUUGACAGUCGUAGGCCUGAUUCAUCCAAAUAUCCACCCCUCU